Anthostomella pinea is the source of this 441-nucleotide messenger RNA. NCBI's taxonomy places the organism in Eukaryota, Fungi, Ascomycota, Sordariomycetes, Xylariales, Xylariaceae. The record is from the annotation of a GenBank genome assembly.
AUGUCAGGCUGCGACUCCCCCGAAAUUCUCGCGGCAUACGACGCCGUGCGCUCCGACAAAGACGAGACGAACUGGCUAUUAAUAUCCUACGCCAGCGCCGUCGGCGACAAGCUCGUCCUCACGGGCACGGGCACAGGCGGGCUCCCAGAGCUGGCGGCGCGCCUCGACCACGGGCAGGCGCAGUACGCCUACGUGCGCGUCGAGUACGCCAACGACACGGAGAGCAAGCGCGUCAAGUUCGCGCUGGUGAUCUGGAUCGGCGAGAACACUAAGGUCAUGCGCAAGGCGCGCGUGUCGAUCGAGAGCGGCGCCGUCAAGAGGGUGUGUGCGCACCACAGCAUCCAGGUCGAUGCGCGUGAUAGGGGGGACCUGGAGGAGAGGGAUGUUGUUACGCGGUUACGGAAGGCGGGCGGUGCGGAUUACAAUGGUGGUCGGGGUUGA